Molecule: messenger RNA, 661 nt
Organism: Macadamia integrifolia
Lineage: Eukaryota; Viridiplantae; Streptophyta; Magnoliopsida; Proteales; Proteaceae
Product: 60S ribosomal protein L27-3-like
Exons: 1
Coding region: 76-483 (135 amino acids)
Biological process (GO): translation
Cellular component (GO): cytosolic large ribosomal subunit; ribosome
Molecular function (GO): structural constituent of ribosome
Source: RefSeq, a predicted model, not a curated record
GUGAUCAAUUCAGAAACCCUAGCUCAAAGGAGAAAAUCUUCCUGCCACUGUCUGAGAGAGUAUAGAGAGGCGAAGAUGGUGAAGUUCUUGAAACCCAACAAGGCGGUGGUUCUUCUUCAAGGUCGUUACGCUGGAAGAAAAGCUGUGAUCAUUAGAUCCUUCGACGAUGGAACUCGUGACCGCCCUUACGGCCACUGCUUGGUUGCUGGAAUCGCCAAGUACCCCAAGAAGGUGAUUCGCAAGGAUUCAGCGAAGAAGACUGCGAAGAAGUCCCGUGUGAAGGCUUUCAUCAAGCUCGUGAACUACAACCACAUCAUGCCCACUCGUUACACCCUCGAUGUGGAUCUCAAGGACGUCGUCUCAGUCGAUUCUCUCCAGUCUCGGGACAAGAAGAUCACGGCCGCUAAGGAGACCAAAGCUCGUCUUGAGGAGCGAUUCAAGACUGGGAAGAACAGGUGGUUCUUCACCAAGCUAAGGUUCUGAGGUGAUUUUGGUUUUUCUUGGGUUUUAAAAGUGUAGCGAUUCCUGAGAUGGGAUUGGAUCCCUAGAUUUAAUCUUAUAACUUUUUGAGGUGCAUUUUUGUUGUUAACUUGAAUAUUUCAGCUUGUGUUCUGCUUUGGAUCAUUUAUAUUUGUUGAGAGUUAGUUUUGUGUUCUCUUUA